Molecule: messenger RNA, 1353 nt
Organism: Aureococcus anophagefferens
Lineage: Eukaryota; Pelagophyceae; Pelagomonadales; Pelagomonadaceae
Exons: 1
Coding region: 1-1353 (450 amino acids)
Molecular function (GO): S-adenosylmethionine-dependent methyltransferase activity
Source: RefSeq, a predicted model, not a curated record
AUGGAGCACCACGACGCCGCGUUCUGGGACGCCGAGUACGCGUCGGGCGCGCUCGGCGAGCGGGCCUUCGACUGGCUCUUCGACUUUGCGGAGCUGGGCGAGGCGCGCUGGCGCGCGCUGCUGGGCCCCGCGGGCGGCCGCGUCGCCGUCGUCGGCUGCGGCCACGCGUCGCUGUCCGCGUCCGUCGCGGCGCUGGGCUACGACACGGUGUCCAUGGACAGCUCGGCGACGGUCAUCGCGGCCAUGCGCGCCGCGCACCCGGCGCUGGCGUGGGAGGUCCGCGACGCGCGCGACCUGCCGCCGCGGAGCUUCGACGUCGUCCUCGACAAGGCGUGCCUCGACGCCGUGCUCUGCUACGCGGACGCCUCCGCCGCCGACGCCUGCGUCGCGUCCUACGCGCGCGCGUUGCGGCCCGGCGGGCGGCUCGUCGUCUUCGCGUGCGCGCGCGAGCACGGCGGCGCGGACAACGACGGCUACGGCGGCGGCGCGCCGCGCGCGCUCGCGCUCGUCGAAACGCGCUUCCGCGACGUCGCCGUCGAGGAGCUCGCGGCGAGCCGGAGCAUCGCGCCGACCUACGACGACGUGCGGCCGACGCACUACGCGCAGAUCGUCGCCCGCGCGCCCGCGGAUGAUCCGGAGGCGCCGCCGCCCGCCGCGCCGCCGCCGCCGCGGGAGCCCCACCUCGACGACUACGCCGCGCCGCCGCCGCGGGAGCCCCACAUCGACGACUACGACGCGUACUACAGUGGCGCGCUCACGGACGGCCCGCCGGACCCGCACGACGCGUUCUGCUCCUGGGCCGCGCUCGCGCCCAAGUUCGCGGCGGCCGUCGCUCCGCUCGGCGCGCGGCCGCGCGUGCUCGAGGUCGGCCACGGCCUCAGCGACGUCGGCGCGGGGCUCGCGGCCGUGGCGGACUACUGCGGCGUCGACGCCGUGCCCGCGUGCGUCGACCUCCAGCGGUCGCGGUUUCCGGACCUGCGCCUCGCGGUCGCGGACGCGCGGGAACUCGGGGCCGCGGACGGCUUCCUCGCGCGCGCCUGGGGCGAGCCCCACGCCGACGUCGUUUUCGACAAGGGCACCUUCGACGCGCUCUUCUUGUACGCGGACCCGGAGAGCGCGGUGCGCGCGUACCUCGGCGGCGCGCGGCGGCUUCUCGCCGCGCGGCGCGGCGUCCUCGUCGUCGUCGGCUGCGCGCGGACGGACGGCAUCCUCCAGGGCACGGGCGCGCCGCGGCUCCGGGACUACCUCGACGCCGGCGGCUGGCGCGUCGACGCGCAGGAGGAGAUCCUCUCGGACGUCGGCGCGGGCGAGCGCACCUUCGACUGGAUCGUCGCGGCCCCGCCGCCCGACUAG